Molecule: messenger RNA, 750 nt
Organism: Strongylus vulgaris
Lineage: Eukaryota; Metazoa; Nematoda; Chromadorea; Rhabditida; Strongylidae
Source: the annotation of a GenBank genome assembly
AUGGUUGCUGUUGUUUGUUUGGAUGUUCAGCUAACAAAUUCGAUACAAAUAAAUGGCGAUGCACGUCCAAAUGGCGAUUCUGCGAGGGAAGGGGAGGAAGUCAGUACUACAACACUCUCAACGAUCGCUGUACGGGCAGGAGAUCACGCUUCGAUAGUUGUCGCGUUAUUAAAGUCUGUUGGAUAUUUGCAACUACGAGUUGAUGAAAUGAAGCCGGGUCUUCUCGCUAUUGGAGGAUCUAGUGAGGAAGCAGCUGCUCUGCUUCAAAUUCAUGAUGAUUUAAUGGCUCGGCUUAAGGACAAAGAGGAUCAAGUGACUGCUGUAUUAACACGGGCGGAAGGUUUAAGCUCAGAAAAACAAGCCAAAGAAGCUAUUGUCUAUGAUGAUAUGGCAAAAUGUCUACGAGAGGCAUGGCAAGGAUUAAAUAAACAACUUCUACUGCGUGGUUAUCUUCUUAGAGAAACUUUGAAGUUCUAUCAGUUGGCACAGCAUCAUGAACAGCUUGUAAACACAGUAACAGAUGCCCUGAGAAGGCUCAUGUCUAGUGAAAACGGCGAGGAUACUACUAUAGCCGCAAAGAAGAUUGAGCGUACCGUUAAUGAACUGAUUGAAACUACUGCACAAGCUGUGGACGUUGGUUCAUCAGUGAUUGCUCAAAUACGAACGCUUGGUCAACUUAGUGAUGAUCCUCAACGGCCUCAAGAAACUUUAAAUGCUUGUGUUCUUGUCGAGAAGGUGAUGCUUAGGUGA